Messenger RNA from Zasmidium cellare ATCC 36951, 1482 nucleotides. RefSeq lists its product as uncharacterized. The coding region runs from base 1 to 1482 and encodes 493 amino acids. Gene Ontology annotation, molecular function: carboxylic acid transmembrane transporter activity. The transcript is spliced from 5 exons. Gene Ontology annotation, cellular component: plasma membrane. The record is from RefSeq and is a predicted model, not a curated record. Lineage: Eukaryota; Fungi; Ascomycota; Dothideomycetes; Mycosphaerellales; Mycosphaerellaceae. Gene Ontology annotation, biological process: carboxylic acid transport; transmembrane transport.
AUGGCCGUCGACAUGAAGUACACGCCCGAGGAGAUUGUCCAGGACAAGGCCUCUUCGUCAGAGGAAGGCAUCGAGAGCAUCCAAGAUGGCGCCGUCAAGAAGAUCUCCAGGAUCUCUUCCAUCAUGACCGUUGUGGUCUCGGGCCUGGCGCUGUUCAGUGAUGGCUACAACGCUCAGAUCAUUGGUUACAUGAAGCCACUGCUCAAAGUGUUGUACAAGGAUGGUUUGUCGGAUACCAUGAGCACGAGGCUCUCGAACUCAUACCUCAUCGGCGAGAUCUUCGGCAUGUUGUUCUUCGGAUUCGUCAUUGAUAAGAUCGGACGUCGUACUGGUAUCGUCUUCGCUACCUUGUUCCUGGUUCUCGGCAUAGUCUUGGCGACUGCUGCACACGGCACAACCCAGCUCGGUUUGUUCUGGAUGAUGGUUGUCGGGCGUGGUGUCGCCGGUUUCGGUGCUGGUGGAGAAUACCCUGUCUGCGGCACAGGUUCCACUGAAGCUUCCGAUGAGAGCCACUACGUUAGAAAACGAAGAGGUAUCCUCGUAGCCCUCACGACCGACUUCGCCAUCGACUUCGGCUUCGUCAUUGCUGGUUGUGUCGCCUUGAUCGUCCUCGCAGCUUACAACUACAAGACGUCAGAUGGCAUAUGGAGAAUCUGCUUCGGUCUGGGCUUCGUGCUUCCCAUCGCUUUGUUCUUCUUCCGGAUUCGCAUGAUCGAGAGCACGCAAUACCGCAAGCAUGCGAUGAAGAAGAAGAUCCCGUACUGGCUCGUCAUCAAGCGCUAUUGGAAGCCAAUGCUCGGUACCAGCUUGGCGUGGUUCUUCUACGACUUCGUCACCUACCCUUUCGGCCUCUUCAGCUCAACUAUCAUCGGACAACUCAACCCUAAUGACUCAUUGGUUCAAAACAUUGGUUACGGCACGGCCGUGAACUGCUUUUACUUGCCAGGAUGCGUCUUGGGUGGCUUCCUGAUGGACUGGAUCGGGAGGAAGCAGACCAUGACUCUUGGAUUUUUCUGUUGGGCUGUGCUCGGAUUCAUUAUUGGCGGUGCUCUGGCCCCGAUUCAGAAGAUCCUCGGCUUGUUCAUCUUCCUCUACGGCAUCUUCAACGCCUUUGGUGAGAUGGGUCCGGGUGUGGCAACGUUCCUGUGCGGAGCCGAGUCGUUCCCAACUCCAAUCCGUGGCCACUUCCUCGGUCUCGCUGCCGCUGUUGGCAAAGCUGGAGCUGCGAUCGGCACCCAAGUCUUCACACCCAUCCAGAACUCAUUCGACACGGACUUCAAGGGUGUGCAAGCUGUUUUCCUCAUCGGAGCUGCCUUCGCCGCUGUUGGUGGCAUCAUCGCUUACACCCUGAUCCCCAACAGAGAGCGCGAUCUUGAAGAUGAAGAUGCCAAGUUCCGGGCGUAUCUUGCAGAACACGGUUUCGAAACUGAUUUUGGCGAGAGCAUUGAAAAGGAGAUCAAGACAACCGGUUUCAAGGUUUAA